This is a messenger RNA of Athalia rosae (coleseed sawfly), 2075 nucleotides long. RefSeq names its product T-complex protein 1 subunit delta (gene CCT4). Gene Ontology annotation, biological process: protein folding. Lineage: Eukaryota; Metazoa; Arthropoda; Insecta; Hymenoptera; Athaliidae. Gene Ontology annotation, cellular component: chaperonin-containing T-complex. The transcript has 10 exons. Bases 213 to 1817 code for a protein of 534 amino acids. The record is from RefSeq and is a predicted model, not a curated record. Gene Ontology annotation, molecular function: ATP-dependent protein folding chaperone; ATP hydrolysis activity; ATP binding.
UCCAAUUUUUCAUUGUUGGAAACAGAACCUUCUCGCAGUAGUCCCCCUCGUGUUUCACCACUAUUUUUGUGGGUUCUUCAAAAGUUAUUUAUCUUUACUACGGUAUCCUACGCUGAUCCAUCGACUGACAUUUUGUCUGCGUAACAUCAAUUAGUGUGUGAAGCAUUAAUCGAGUUAUAAUUAGAUCGUGAGUUUAAAUAAAAUAUUCGAAAAUGGUUGGAAUUUCUGCUGCCGGCGACGGACGACGCGCCCAUGGUCAAGCUUAUAAAGAUAAAAGCAAACCAGCUGAUAUUCGUGCCAGCAACAUCAAUGCGGCAAAGGCUGUCAGCGAUGCCAUCCGCACAAGCUUGGGUCCUCGUGGUAUGGACAAAAUGAUCCAAGCUAGCAAUGGCGAGGUCACCAUCACCAAUGAUGGAGCGACAAUUUUGAAACAAAUGAAUGUUGUGCAUCCUGCUGCAAAAAUGUUGGUAGAAUUGUCAAGAGCGCAGGAUACUGAAGCUGGUGACGGUACCACUAGUGUGGUUAUAGUAGCUGGUGCACUUCUUGAGGCAGCUGAACGUUUACUCCACAAAGGAAUUCAUCCUACAUCCAUAAGUGAUGCUUUUCAGAAGGCUGCACUCAAAGCUGUUGAAAUCUUAAAAGAAAUAUCUCAGCCUAUUGAACUUACAGACAGAGAAUCAUUGAUCCAGAGUGCUGCAACAUCCCUCAACUCGAAGGUGGUGUCUCAACAAUCCAGUCUCCUUGCUCCAUUGGCGGUUACAGCAGUUCUUAAGAUCACAGAACCAGGAAUGGAAGCUGCUGUGGAUCUAAAAGACAUUAAAGUUAUCAAGAAACUUGGUGGUACAACAGAGGACACAGAGCUCAUCGAAGGAUUGGUAUUCACACAAAAGUCAUGUAACGUUAAUGGACCAAAACGAAUUGAGAAAGCGAAGAUUGGUCUAAUUCAAUUCUGUAUCUCGCCCCCAAAAACCGAUAUGGACCACAACGUUAUUGUAUCAGACUACUCCGCGAUGGAUCGAGUACUGAAAGAGGAGCGCGCCUACAUCUUGAAUAUUGUCAAGCAAAUCAAAAAAAGUGGUUGCAAUGUACUUCUUGUGCAAAAGUCCAUUCUUCGAGAUGCUAUCAGCGAUCUGGCCAUCCAUUUCCUCGACAAAAUAAAAGUUAUGGUAGUGAAGGACGUCGAACGAGAAGAUAUUCCUUACAUUUGCAAAACCUUGGCCUGCAGGCCGAUUGCUUCCCUCGAUCAUUUCACCGCAGAAAAUUUAGUUAACGCCGAACUUUGUGAAGAAGUUCAAACUGGAAACUCCAAAUUCGUCAAGAUAACCGGGAUCCAAAAUCCUGGACGUACGGUAACCGUCUUGGUUCGAGGCAGUAACAAAUUGGUGCUGGAGGAGGCUGCUCGAUCUCUACACGAUGCCUUGUGUGUCAUCCGUUGCCUGGUCAAACAAAGAGCUAUAAUUGCCGGCGGAGGUGCGCCAGAAAUUGAAAUAGCUCUGAAGCUUGCUGCACACGCUCAGACGAUCGGUGGCGUGGAUGCCUAUUGUUUCAGGGCGUUUGCCAACGCGCUUGAGGUAAUUCCAUCCACUUUGGCGGAAAAUGCAGGCCUUAAUUCAAUUGCCACUGUUACGGAACUCCGAAACAGGCAUGCCCAGGGCGAGGUCAUGGCUGGAAUAAAUGUCCGCAAAGGAGCGAUAACCAAUAUUUGGGAUGAAAACGUUAUUCAGCCACUUCUCGUUUCCACCAGUGCAAUCACCUUGGCCUCGGAGACUGUUCGUAGCAUAUUGAAGAUCGACGACAUCAUUAACACAAUGCAGUAAUUGUUAGCUCCAUCUUCAUCAGCAUUGUUUUUGUUCCGAUUUCAGAUUUCGCCACACGGUUGUCUCGAGACUGACGCUUUAUACAACUCAUUUCUAAUAAAUAUUGGUAACAUUCACGUUCGAAACAUUACUACAAAACCCGCAUUUUGAGGUGCUUUUCUAUUAUUCCAACUAAGGAAACGUUAAGCUGCACUAUUUUCUUUCUUGUAUUCGUAUCAGAUUAUGUAACAAAAUGAAUAACAUUCUUUGGAAACAUGA